Symbiodinium natans is the source of this 1683-nucleotide messenger RNA. Lineage: Eukaryota; Dinophyceae; Suessiales; Symbiodiniaceae. The record is from the annotation of a GenBank genome assembly.
AUGCCAGCUGUUGCCACGGCCACGGGUGACAAAGGGCUUUCUGAAGGCAGGCAGUUGGCGCUUGCUGCCGCGCAGCCUUUUGCUUUCAGCGCCUCAGCCUAUAUUCGUCCUUGCCGCAGUACAACAGCGGUGACGGCACAGGACGGACUGCACUGCGAAGAUGGACGCCAGUCCAGCUUUCAGUGUCCAUACCUCAAAACAAUUUUGAACUCCGCAGGCAGUCGCUUGAAGAUCCGAAGUGACAUCGUCUCGCAGGCUGCAUGGGGACAUGCUCGUCGCGCCGCCGAAGUUGCAAGUGAGAUAACGCUGAAGGGCUUCUUCAAGUCACAGCCUCCCGACUUCAAGUGGUUCCGUGGAGAGCAGAUGCCGUGCCUCGAGCUCAUGAGCAAGACCGUCGAGGAGUACCGCGAGAAGGAGCUGACACAGGAACGCAAAGAGGAGCUCGAGAAGACGAUCGACAAGUUGUCGGAGGACAGCAAUAUCCGCCAAGAGCUAACACGUCUUGACCUCGAGCGUGUCGAAGACGGGUACUACCUGGCCCUCAACUUCGGCACUCUGCUUUCCACCCACGGGUUCGACCAACGCUUUCAAGCCUUCGCCCGGAGCUGCGCAGAUGAGAUCAAGGAGUGGAGCGGGGGAUCGGGUGAUCCUUCCGCCUCUCUAUCAAUCGAGCACAACUGUUGCCCUGCCUUGGGAAAGCACUACGACCCCAGGUCAAUCCAGUCAAUCCGGCUUUACACCCACCAUGGCAUUCCGAAAGAGAAGCGCUCUGUCCUCGAAGCGUUCGUCACGAUGCACCUUCAGCAGGAGUCUGCGAUGAUCCCAUUCCUGGGGGAGGUGGCUUCCCACCAGAGCGCACUUUUGCGGAAGGUGGCCGCAAUGGGGAUGUGUGCGCCGAGAGGGUUGCGCCCCCCAUGGGCAUUGUGUCCUCUUGCCGCAAGGAUUGUUUGGUCCGCCACCGACGUGCAAAGAGUUCUGGGAGUCUUGAAUACGAACCUGGAGAAUGUACUCAAGAUCUUGCACACGUCGAUGCCCCACAUUAAGUCUGAGGACUGGCCAUGCGUGGCCAAGACCUUGCAGGGCGCGACGGGUUCCCAGAACAGCUUUGUCCCGGUCACGGACGCUGUCCUGGUGGGCACGGAGCCCAAAGACGAGGGCUUCCAGCGAGACGCAGCUCAGUUACCAGAACGCUGGACAAACGACCAGGCACUUCGCCUCGGGCUUGUGCUUGAGGGCGUGGCGCAGUUGCGCGUCCAGAUUCUGGUGUUGCUCCAGGUGGAUGAUGCUAUUCGGGCCCGGUUCAAGGCAUGUAUGCUCUGUUGGAUGCUGUGGCGCGCUGCGCACAUCCGCUGGGUCGUGCCGAUCACGAGCCAGCUUCGGCGGCAUCUGGAAGGGCCCAAGGAUGAGGACUUGAAGGAGAGGCUGGAAUCCCGCCAGUGGGAAGCCCUCGAGGCACUGCAGGCGGUCGACCACAAACCGAGGGACGAGCGGCGAGUGGUGGUGAAAGUGGACGAUGUGCGUGUCGAUCUGACGGAAUACGCCAAGAAGAACACGCACCCCGCAGGACAGGCAAUCAUGCGUGCCUUCAUCGAUGAGGAUGUCUCCAAUGUGCUGCUGCAGUUUCAUUCGAAGAAGAUCAAGGAUCGUGUCAAGUGGAAGUACCGCAUUAAGAGCAAGGACUGA